AUCUCAGUUUGAGUCUCUCGUCUUCAAGAGUAUAAGCGCUGGAUGUAAGCCGGGCAGAUACUUUUAACAAACGGCGUCUAUUCUCAACGGGGACGUGGGCCACGUCGUAUUAUUUCCACUCAGGAUGACAAAACUGUUCAAUCAACUGUGUGAGGAAACGUUAAUGCAUUGGUUGGAGGGGAGGAAGAAAUUCAAGUUGUUGUUUGAAAGCGGAACCUCAAAGAACGUCCCGUAUGACUUUCACAGAUGUUGCGACAGAAAAGGACCGACUGUAUCCAUCUUCUUUGCAGACAACAGUUCGUUUGGGGGGUAUACUUCUGCAAGUUGGGAUGCCAAACCUUCAGGAUCAAAACCGGAUCGUGAUGCUUUCGUGUUCAAAUUGUACGACCGAGGUUCUUUCGAUCCAAGAAAAUAUGACACUGAUGAUCACAGCUGUUCAAUCUACUGUCAUCCUCUCUACGGCCCAACGUUUGGCGGAGGUAACGAUGAGAAAGCAAGACGAGAUGUUGAAACCAGACUUGAGCGGCGCUCUCCUUACAGGCGGGAUGUGGUGAUGAAGCUCCUGAUCCUGACUGACCUGGGCCAGACAUACAACAGCCAGAGGCACCACAGACAUGAACGUCUGGUUUCCAACAAUAUGGCUCAAACGGGAUUUCAAGUUUACCAAGUUCUUGAUGAUAAAGAUUACCUGCCUUCCCCAUGGACACAAAUAACGGACACAAAUGACGUCCUCUACCGGCCGAACGUUUUUUCAAGCGAACCCCACAGAGUUAUGUGCCUUGGAGCGCUCUUUAUAAAUGCCAUGGGCGCAACCCGUGAAAGCCAGUUCGGCAAACACCGACACCACCAUGUGCGACAGUUUCCGAUAUACAGAAACAUGAAGGCAGACAUAGAAGCUUAUAGCGUGCCCCAAACACUUGACCCCGUGAAGAUCUUGCUUGUGUGUCAGCGAGAUGCCGGCCAGUCCAGCUACAUACACAGCAUUCGCUCCGCCUUUAGGGGUUAUGUCACAAGUGCCCACAGCACUGAAGUUGCAAGUGGUACUUCCAAGAGGAAGGAACAUGAGAUCAAAAGAGGACAAGACAGGGCAGUUCUCAGUUUGAGAUUUUGUGAGAGUCCAGGAUUGGAAACACCCCAAGACACUACGCCUGAUGCAGAUUCAAUCACGACGAAGCUUGCAUUAUGGAUUCACGGUAUCAUUGACAGUUAUAGGAAGAGGACUGAUUUGAAGAGCAUGCAUGGUAUUGUGUUUGUUAUUGAUGGAAGUGUCAUCGAUGACCUACCGAGAGAUAUAAAAAGGGAGUUUGACAAGUGGAAAGACAUAGCCAACAAAUGCAAUAUUCCCCAAACAGUGGUGCUAUCAAAGAUAGACUUGGUUUGCUCGUUGGCGGACAAAGACCUGUCUCUUACGUUCGACAGUUCUAAGAUAGCAGAUCUGGUUGACAAGGCAGCAGAGCUCAUGGGUCAACCGCGCUCGCACAUCUUCCCGGUGAAGAACUAUGUUGAGGAGAUUGAACUAGAAAAGGAGGUGGACCGACUUACUCUGUUCAGUCUAAGGCAGAUGCUACGGUUCAUACAAGAUCGCCAGCAUGAUUCUGUGCAGAGCUCAAGACCAGAAGACAUUGUGUAGCAGCUAUGGUGUCCAUGGGAGUGUUCCCGGAGAUCGUGUAGAGCCAUAUCCGAACAGUAAUAUUCAUUUCAGCCAUGUAGUAUAGAACGUAUAUCACACAUAUUAUUAUCGUGAAGAAAUUUGACGUUUAUCUAGUGCUAGCUGAUGCUUAAGCCACGCGUUUCUGUCAAUGAAGCUAUUACAAAGGUCAAAAUAUCAAGGUCACAAAAGUGAGUUCGGGAUUUAACCCAACCCUUCAACUAAUAGGAUAACCUGAUACGACCAGAUGUCUUUAACUUGUGAUGAACGCUAUGCCUAGACUGUAGACACCUGGAGAUGGUGGUUCUCAGUGGGACUUCCGAUUCAGGAAGACAUGGUUGAUUGACUUUGGAGUGGACGUUACCCGUCUACAAAUGAUUAAGGGUAUAUUUCCAAAUGGUAUUCAAUACUUUGUAUUCAGUUUUGACAUUUUGUUCGAUUUGUUUACGUCAUCACCUUUAAGGAUUGUCCUCAUUAUUUUACCUUAGUUUAAACAAGUCAAAUAUACUUCAUAUGGAGAAAGAUGCUUCCAGACUAUUCUCAUACAAAGUAGUUGCAAUCACUGUCGGCGGCUUCUUCCUGUGUUCUCUCAGGGAUGGUUGACAGGAUUAUUUGAUGUAGUUAUCCAUAUUUAGUCCUAUAUUGAGAGCUGUGAUCAUAUGAAUGUGUUCCCAGCCGUUGUGACGCCCUACAGCGAAUGCAUUUGCCACGCAGGUGAUUUCUAUAGUUGAGUGCUUUGUGCCAGAAUAAGCGAUGGUGGUUUUCCGUUAAUUUAUUUUGUGCUACAGAUGCAAAUACAUAGCCAUACUAGAACAAAACUCAGAAUGUACGUAAACACAACGACGCUUGUAUUUUGUGAUCCACACUUGUUAGCUAUAGCAUAAGUGUUACUCAUUGAUACAAGCUGACUAUACUACAGAAUUUUUCCUGAAUUGUCCUUGGUCACUGUAACAACAUCUACAACGUCAGAUAAGAUAUCAGAGGGCCUAUAGAUACGUCUCGCGAGGCGCUACUUCCGGUACUAAGCUGGUUCCCCGCACCCUUUGCGCGCACCAACUUGCGAUAUGCGAGACGGGGCCCAGAUUACUUCCGGUACCAAAUUUCCGGUGACAAGCAUAUAUUUACGAACCAGUUCUGGUUCCAAGUUGCGCGACCGCCAAAUAUGGCAUUGCUAGAUCGGACCAAGUGUACAACUAUGCUUGGCUGUCACAACUGUUGACAGUCGUAAAUGUUGGCUAAAUUAGAGAUGGUGUGACAGGAAAUUUCUUAUUCCUGCAAGGAUUAUCGGGUUCCUUACCAUCACCUGACAAUCAAGAGACCAUUCGAAAAUGUAUGAAACGUUGUUUGUCACCGGAAGUACUAAGGUCUCGGGAAGUGCCGUGACCUACGGCGGGCCCAGUCGUACAAAGGUUAGACGAAUUGUAGGCAGCAUGCUUAGCAUCACAAGAAAGGCCAAUAUUAUCAUUAAACUAUUCUAAUCAUUGUUGUUUUCUUGCACACACUGGCAUGGAUAUUUCCAAAUGGUACAUUACUUAUAAUUACGAAAUAAAACUAUCUUCUCCAGGAAUUACACCUUGAUGAAAUGUUGAAAUGACAUGAAUGAAAUUAAUUAUUAAAGAUGGUGGUGAAACGUUAACUUUGUGAUUGCAUGGUUUGAUUAUAAUGUUAUUAAUCGUUGUUGACAAAUAUUUAAAGUUUUACCGUAGAAUCUAUUCCGGUAUGACCUUAAUGACCUGGAUGCCGUUGUACAAAACAGCCUUAACGCUAAGAUUACCUUAAGUCUAUGUUAAGGUAUGGGAGUUACGGUUACCUUAGCGCUAAGAUAGCUUUGUACAACGGCACCCUGGAACUACACAUUGAUAAAAUGUUGAAAUGACUUGAAUGAAAUUAAAAGAUAAACGUGAA
Messenger RNA from Haliotis rubra (blacklip abalone), 3553 nucleotides. RefSeq lists its product as uncharacterized. The record is from RefSeq and is a predicted model, not a curated record. The transcript is spliced from 9 exons. Bases 125 to 1630 code for a protein of 501 amino acids. NCBI's taxonomy places the organism in Eukaryota, Metazoa, Mollusca, Gastropoda, Lepetellida, Haliotidae.